Molecule: messenger RNA, 1532 nt
Organism: Elephantulus edwardii (Cape elephant shrew)
Lineage: Eukaryota; Metazoa; Chordata; Mammalia; Macroscelidea; Macroscelididae
Gene: WNT10B
Product: wingless-type MMTV integration site family, member 10B
Exons: 4
Coding region: 38-1207 (389 amino acids)
Biological process (GO): multicellular organism development; neuron differentiation; cell fate commitment
Cellular component (GO): extracellular region
Molecular function (GO): frizzled binding; cytokine activity
Source: RefSeq, a predicted model, not a curated record
CGAUUGGCUCACCGAGGCCUCCGGGCCGGGCUUCGACAUGCUGGAGGAGCCCCGGCCGCGGCCUCCGCCCUCGGGCUUCGUGGGCCUCCUGUUCCUUGCACUGUGCAGUCGGGCCCUCAGCAAUGAGAUUCUGGGCCUGAAGCUGCCUGGGGAGCCACCACUGACGGCCAACACCGUGUGCUUGACGCUGUCGGGCUUGAGCAAGAGACAGCUGGGCCUGUGCCUGCGCAGCCCCGACGUGACGGCGUCUGCGCUGCAGGGGCUGCACAUCGCUGUCCACGAGUGUCAGCACCAGCUGCGCGACCAGCGCUGGAACUGUUCGGCUCUCGAGGGCGGCGGUCGCCUGCCGCACCACAGCGCCAUCCUCAAGCGCGGUUUCCGUGAGAGUGCUUUUUCUUUCUCCAUGCUGGCUGCAGGUGUCAUGCAUGCCGUAGCCACAGCCUGCAGCCUGGGCAAGCUGGUGAGCUGCGGCUGCGGCUGGAAGGGCAGUGGUGAACAGGAUCGGCUGAGGGCCAAACUACUGCAGCUGCAAGCAUUGUCCCGAGGCAAGAGCUUCCCUCACUCUCUGCCUAACCCUGGACCUGGCUCAGGCUCCAGCCCUGGCCCCCAAGAUACUUGGGAAUGGGGUGGCUGUAACCAUGACAUGGACUUUGGAGAGAAAUUCUCUAGGGAUUUCCUGGAUUCCAGGGAAGCCCCUCGGGACAUCCAGGCACGAAUGCAGAUCCACAACAACAGAGUGGGACGCCAGGUGGUAACUGAAAAUCUGAAGCGGAAAUGCAAGUGCCAUGGCACUUCAGGCAGCUGCCAGUUUAAGACCUGCUGGAGGGCUGCCCCAGAGUUCCGGGCAGUGGGGGCAGCGCUGAGGGAGCGGCUAGGUCGGGCCAUUUUCAUCGACACCCAUAACCGCAACUCAGGAGCCUUCCAACCCAGACUGCGUCCUCGUCGUCUUUCAGGAGAGCUAGUCUACUUUGAAAAGUCUCCAGACUUCUGUGAACGAGACCCCACAGUAGGCUCCCCAGGCACACGAGGCCGGGCCUGCAACAAGACCAGCCGCCUACUGGAUGGCUGUGGCAGCCUGUGCUGUGGCCGUGGGCACAAUGUGCUGAGACAGACACGAGUUGAACGUUGCCACUGCCGUUUCCACUGGUGUUGUUAUGUGCUGUGUGAUGAGUGCAAGGUCACAGAGUGGGUCAAUGUGUGCAAGUGAGGAUCUGUUUCCCCAUUGAACUGGAAACAGGAAGUGUGUGGAAGGGACACCAUCUCAGCCUUUUGCUCUGAUUUCUGUACAGGGUCAAUCUUGGCCUUGGUAUCUCCCCGAAGAUAGUUUUGGGGAUGGUGAGGGCCAGGCAGAGUCUGUGAUGUGCAGGCUUCUCUCCCAUAGCUGGAGGACCUGGAAGCUGUCACUUCUCUUAUGCUCUUAAAUACCUGAACGGACUAAGAGUAAAUGCACUGUACUGCCUCCAAACUCCAGGACCCCUUUAACCCUGGUUCAUAUUCCUUUUGACUGGGGAGUACCUGUAAUUUAAUUACUC